This is a messenger RNA of Odocoileus virginianus texanus, 1611 nucleotides long. RefSeq names its product Ras suppressor protein 1 (gene RSU1). The record is from RefSeq and is a predicted model, not a curated record. Lineage: Eukaryota; Metazoa; Chordata; Mammalia; Artiodactyla; Cervidae. Gene Ontology annotation, molecular function: protein binding.
CUAGCGGUCCGAUGUGCGCCUGCGCGGAGUGCCGGGACAGGGCGUGUUCCUCGUUUGGGUGCUCGUUUUGCACCGACCGAGCGCAUCUCUCGCCGGCCGCCGGAGUGAACCCUGCAGAAGUCUGUAGUUUGUGCCUAUUAGGUGCAGCCCUCCGCAGUCAUGUCCAAGUCUCUGAAAAAGUUGGUGGAAGAGAGCCGGGAGAAGAACCAGCCGGAAGUGGACAUGAGUGACCGGGGCAUCUCUAACAUGCUGGACGUCAACGGCCUGUUCACCCUGUCCCACAUCACACAGCUGGUCCUCAGCCACAACAAGCUAACAACUGUGCCACCAAACAUAGCAGAACUGAAGAAUCUGGAAGUGCUUAACUUUUUUAAUAACCAGAUUGAGGAGCUGCCCACACAGAUCAGCAGUCUUCAGAAACUCAAACACCUGAACCUGGGCAUGAAUAGACUAAACACUCUGCCUCGAGGAUUUGGAUCGCUUCCGGCUCUGGAGGUCCUUGAUUUGACUUAUAACAACUUGAAUGAAAAUUCUCUUCCUGGAAACUUCUUCUACCUGACCACCCUGCGUGCACUCUAUCUAAGUGACAACGAUUUUGAAAUCCUGCCACCAGAUAUCGGGAAACUCACAAAGUUGCAGAUACUCAGCCUUAGGGAUAACGAUCUGAUCUCGCUGCCUAAGGAAAUCGGGGAGCUUACUCAGCUUAAGGAGCUCCACAUACAAGGGAACCGCCUGACCGUUCUGCCCCCAGAACUAGGAAACUUGGAUUUAACUGGUCAGAAGCAGAUAUUCAAAGCAGAGAACAAUCCCUGGGUUACCCCUAUCGCUGACCAGUUCCAGCUUGGCGUGUCCCAUGUUUUUGAAUACAUCCGCUCUGAGACGUACAAAUACCUCUACGGCAGACACAUGCAGGCAAACCCAGAACCGCCAAAGAAAAAUAAUGACAAAUCGAAAAAGAUCAGCCGGAAACCCCUGACAGCCAAGAAUAAAUAAGGGGUCGGCCUGAGCUGCACUUCCGGUCACUUCUUUCAUCAUUACGUCUGUUCUCUCUUUUCUGCCUCACAAAUGAACACUCUGUGUCUGUUUUUCUCUCUCUAAUGCCUACCACCUUACCUUAAAUUCUUUCGGUAGGUGGUGGAUUUUUUAUAAGUUCUUCGAACCAUUUCUAUUUGUUUUCUUAAAAUUGCCGAAGGCAGGAAACAAAGCCUUAAUUCAGCUGCAAGUUCCAUACGAGGCACAGCUUUCAACUUCUUGAAUAGAUGUUCACAGAGUUGCUUAUUAUGAAAAGAAUAAUUAAAAUCAUGUAAUCAUUUAAAUGCCACACUUAACACUGUUCACCCUUCUGUUAAUUCACACAACUCAUUAUUUUUGCUUUGUUCAAAGUUUUCCUUCACCACUGAGAUAUUAUGUCAAUUUACAAGUGAUUUUAAUAAAAUCUUAAAUUUGUGUCACACGUUGUUUCUUGAAUUUAAAAAAAAAAAAGAAUCUUGGGGUCUACCUGUUCUUGUUGACUUUUACCCCACAAUGAUCUUGUCCAAUUUAUUGGUCAUCGAUGAUAAAUUCUGAAACUUUCUGUGAAAGAAAUGCAGAAUUAAAUGAGUUGAUUUCUUC